UGAGUUCCGGGUGCCUGAGGAAACGAACAUGGCGGCUGAGGGAGAUGUAGAUAUGGAUUUGGAGGCUGAUGAAAACUGCACGGGAAAACCGACAGAAAAGCCUCGUAAACACGAUAGUGGAGCUGCAGAUUUGGAAAGGGUUACUGACUAUGCCGAGGAGAAAGAAAUAUCCAGCUCCAAUUUGGAAACGGCCAUGUCCGUGAUUGGAGAUAGAAGAUCCAGAGAACAGAAGGCUAAACAGGAAAGAGAAAAAGAAUUGGCCAAAGUAACAAUAAAGAAGGAAGACGUGGAGCUCAUUAUGGGAGAGAUGGAGAUCAACAGAGUUCUGGCAGAGCGCAGUCUAAGAGAACACAUGGGCAAUGUUGUUGAGGCAUUGAUCGCGCUGACUGACUGAAUUUGGCUGAUAUGAGAUGGACAUGUUGGACUGUCUUACUUGUCAUGAACUUUCCCUCCCCCUGGCUUUCACACUGUCCUUAAUCUGUAAUAAAUUAACUUUUUAACAGUA
This is a messenger RNA of Triplophysa dalaica, 505 nucleotides long. RefSeq names its product huntingtin interacting protein K (gene hypk). The record is from RefSeq and is a predicted model, not a curated record. Bases 29 to 394 code for a protein of 121 amino acids. The transcript is spliced from 4 exons. Gene Ontology annotation, biological process: protein stabilization; negative regulation of apoptotic process. Lineage: Eukaryota; Metazoa; Chordata; Actinopteri; Cypriniformes; Nemacheilidae.